UAAAUCCUGUGGGUUCUUUCUUCUCUGGAUUAUUGUGCAUUUUUCUUCUUUGCUUCGUCGCUGUGGUCGUGUUUGCUCGCCGUUUGGACUGCCAUCUCUGCCCAGUCAAGCGCCAGUGCAGCUCCAUUCCACCAUGUGGGCUACAAUCAUUCUAUUGUGGCUUUGUGUCUGGUUCAUCAUCCUUCAGUUCAAAUGUCGGAGGCCCAAGAACUUUCCCCCAGGACCGACCGCUCUGCCACUGCUGGGAAACAUUUUACAGAUGAGCCUGGAUAACCCACUGAAGGACUUUGAGAGGCUGAGGAAGACUUAUGGAAAUGUCUACAGUUUAUACCUCGGUCCAAAACCACUUGUAAUGAUCAAUGGGAUGAAGGCAAUGAAGGAGGCCCUCGUGACCAGAGCUUCAGAUUUUGCUGGACGACCCCAAGACCUGUUUGUAAAUCACACCACAGAGGGGACAGGAGUGAUUCUGGCAGACUAUGGCCCCGUUUGGAGGGAUCACCGUCGCUUUGCUCUGACGACCCUGAGAAACUUUGGUCUGGGGAAAACGUCUAUGGAGGACAGGAUUCAUGGAGAGCUUCAAUACACCAUAAAGGAACUGCAGGAAAACAAUGGCAAGACCCUGAGUCCCCAACAUAUGUUUCAUAACGUAUCCUCCAACAUCAUCUGCCAGGUUCUGUUUGGCAAACGCUACAAUUAUCAAGACAAGUUCAUGACAGAGAUAGUUAGGUGCUUUACAGAGAAUUCCAAAAUGGCGAAUGGACCAUGGGCUAUGCUGUAUGACUCACUUCCAAUGAUUCGCAGUUGGCCACUUCCCUUCAGAAAGGCCUUUGAAAAUGUCAAGACUGUUCAGAGAAUGGCAACUGAUUUGAUGGAGGCGCACAAGAAGAUCAGAGUUCCUAAAGAGCCGCAGGACUUUGUUGACUGUUAUAUGGAUGAACUUGAUAAGAGAGCCGAUCAAACGUCAUCCUUUUCCGAGGACCAACUCAGAGGGAACGCUCUAGAUCUUCACUUUGCUGGAACUGACACAACCUCCAACUCCCUGCUUUUUGGUAUCCUCUACCUCAUGGCCUACCCACACAUACAAGAGCGUUGUCAGCAAGAGAUAGACCAGGUGCUAGAAGAACACGAUCUGGCCACUUUUGAUGACAGACAUAAAAUGCCCUACGUGCAGGCUGUAAUCCAUGAAGUGCAGAGGAACGCCAACACUGUUCCACUCAGCGUCUUCCAUGCAACAACUAAAGACACAGAGCUCAUGGGAUAUUCCAUUCCCAAGGGGACAAUGAUCAUCCCGAACCUGUCUUCAGUACUCUGUGAAGAGGGAGAGUGGAAAUUCCCCCAUGACUUCAACCCUGAAAACUUCCUCAAUGAUGCGGGAGAGUUUGUCAAACCUGAAGCCUUCAUGCCCUUCUCUGCAGGUCCUCGCAUGUGUCUCGGAGAGGGUCUGGCUCGUAUGGAGCUCUUCCUCAUCACCGUGACUCUGCUGAGGAAGUUUAAGUUUAUUUGGCCCGAGGACGCCGGGGAACCAGACUUCACUCCGGUCUAUGGCGUCACUCUAUCUCCCAAACCUUACCGCAUGAAGGUCCAACUCAGAGCGACACAGUGAUGUGCUCUGCAGUCAGAAGCAUGGCAGGAAAAAUGAAGCAGAUGGUUCAGUUAUUCCUCAGAACAAAAAAAAUGUCCGUGGUUAAGAAUGUGCCCAGGAAACGUCUACAAGGUCAACAGCGUCUGUGUCAGGCAGUGGUGGUUCAUGGAUUUGGACCAUCAGCUAACAACAUGCUCACCAACAAAAACCAGAUAACAAUAUGCUAAGCUAACUAAGUUCAUAUAACAAUACUAAAUAUAUCUGUUUGUACGUCUCAAGAUGGUUAUGUUAAUGAAACUUACUUAACUGACAAAAUAAACGGCAUUAUUAACAAA
Molecule: messenger RNA, 1917 nt
Organism: Solea solea (common sole)
Lineage: Eukaryota; Metazoa; Chordata; Actinopteri; Pleuronectiformes; Soleidae
Product: cytochrome P450 2B4-like
Exons: 12
Coding region: 134-1603 (489 amino acids)
Biological process (GO): xenobiotic metabolic process
Cellular component (GO): cytoplasm; intracellular membrane-bounded organelle
Molecular function (GO): heme binding; iron ion binding; oxidoreductase activity, acting on paired donors, with incorporation or reduction of molecular oxygen, reduced flavin or flavoprotein as one donor, and incorporation of one atom of oxygen
Source: RefSeq, a predicted model, not a curated record